Messenger RNA from Ogataea angusta, 546 nucleotides. RefSeq lists its product as uncharacterized. NCBI's taxonomy places the organism in Eukaryota, Fungi, Ascomycota, Pichiomycetes, Pichiales, Pichiaceae. The transcript has 2 exons. The coding region runs from base 1 to 546 and encodes 181 amino acids. The record is from RefSeq and is a predicted model, not a curated record. Gene Ontology annotation, cellular component: ribosome; cytosolic large ribosomal subunit. Gene Ontology annotation, molecular function: structural constituent of ribosome; RNA binding. Gene Ontology annotation, biological process: cytoplasmic translation; ribosomal large subunit assembly.
AUGGAUAGCAUCUAUUACGGAUUGGAUCAAAAUCAGAAGUGGUACCCAGCAGAGCAAGUUUCUGCUGCUAAAAAGCCAAGGAAAACUGCUAGAGCACAAAAGCUGAGAUCCUCCCUAAAACCAGGUGCUGUCCUCAUUUUGCUGGCUGGCAGAUUUAGAGGGAAAAGAGUCGUUUUCUUGAAAAGUCUCGACGACAAUACCUUGCUCGUGUCCGGACCAUUCAAAGUCAAUGGCGUUCCCUUGAGAAGAGUCAAUGCUAGAUAUGUUAUUGCAACCUCUACGUCUGUGGAGGUUGCAGGCCUUGAUCUUUCCAAGUAUGAUGCCGCGUAUUUCAAUAAAGACAAACCAGGAAAAAAGAACAAGUCUGAGAAAGACUUCUUUGGUGAAAGUGCGAAGAAAGAAAUCAGGAGUGACAGAGCAGCCGACCAGAAGUCCAUUGAUAAGGCUUUAAUUUCUGAAAUCAAGAAAACGCCAUUUCUCAAACAAUACUUAUCAUCAACUUUUUCUUUGAAAAGUGGUGACAAGCCACAUGCAAUGACCUUUUGA